This is a messenger RNA of Miscanthus lutarioriparius, 270 nucleotides long. NCBI's taxonomy places the organism in Eukaryota, Viridiplantae, Streptophyta, Magnoliopsida, Poales, Poaceae. The record is from the annotation of a GenBank genome assembly.
AUGGCGCAGAUCAUCGACGGCGAGGGCAUUGCCGCCGACAUCCGCCGCGAGGUGCCGGGGCUGGCGGUGCUGAUCGUGGGGAGCUGGAAGGACUCGCGGACCUACGCCGACAUGAAGUGCAACGCCUGCGGCGACGUCGGCAUCCGCUCGGUCCUCGUCGACCUCCCCGAGGACACCUCCGAGGCCGCGCUCGUCGCCGAGGUCCACCGCCUCAACGCCGACCCCGCCGUGCACGGAUUGGAUGAAGUUGGAUCAGAAGAGACCGAGUAG